This is a messenger RNA of Fusarium sp. VM40, 1227 nucleotides long. The record is from the annotation of a GenBank genome assembly. NCBI's taxonomy places the organism in Eukaryota, Fungi, Ascomycota, Sordariomycetes, Hypocreales, Nectriaceae.
AUGACUGGAAAACAACCCCCAAGUCCAGGCCUCAUCCCCAAUCCGUUUAUCAAGAAACGAAACCUCGAAUGGACUAUAGACUCGCCAUCUCUCUCACAGCCACCAGCAACUGCCGAUAUAGAAUCUGGAUCGGCUUCUAUAGACGAUCAUCUCUCCCAUUUCAAACAUCUCCUCUCCAAACACAUCAUCACUCCUUCCCCGCUAUCGAUAGCUUCAUAUGCGUCACUAUAUACGGCCAAUGCGGGAAGUAACCAGGGCGCGCACUUUGUUAUCCAUCAACAUGAUCACCCCAUUGCAGGUACACACUAUGACCUCCGUCUUCAAAUCAAUGAGUCCAGCAGCGUUAGCUGGGCGAUUAUGUAUGGACUUCCAGGCGACCCCAAUAGUAUCAGACUAAAUCGAAACGCAACCGAGACGCGGAUUCACUGCUUAUGGAAUCAUCUUAUAGAAACCGCCUCAGCCUCAACUGGCUCUCUUCUCAUCUGGGAUACAGGAACAUACAGUAUCCUGCCCCGUAAAAGCAAGCACUCACCACCAGCCGAUCCCUCAUCAACACCUUCUUCUCCAACUUCAUCUUCCCCAUCAACACCACAAGCGCUCUUACACGCAGCUUUCCAAAGCCGCAAGAUCCGCCUUCGCCUACACGGACGGCGCUUACCAGACCCAUACGUCGUGAAUCUCCGUCUCACCAAGUCAGAAGAUGUGGCUGGUAGAGUAAAAAGCGGGAGGAUACCUCGGAAGCGAAGACGUCGGGGUGUGCAAAUGCAUACUCAACCUGAGACGACCGGCGAAGACGAAAGCGACAUCGAUGAGAGCGAAGAUGUUCCCACUAGCGUCGACGAAAGCACCGACGCGGAGGGUCUCUCUGCAAUGGAGCGUGAGCUGCGUGAACUUGAAGAUGAGGAGGUUCGCAGAACAAAUGCCUAUCCUGGAGCCUCCAACACCAUUGGUAGUAUACAUCAACGGCGGUGGUAUCUUUCACUCGAUCGUCCAGGAUGCGGUUUCCUUGAGAAGCGAACAAAUGGUCGUUCGAAUUGGGAACUGCAGAACUCCAGAGAAAUCCAAGAUGAGGAGACAGAAAACGGACGUUUGUUCUAUCCAUUUUAUGUCCGUGGAGCGGAUCAUGAGCGAAGUGUAGUAACAGGACGACAUGGAGGCGAUAUUCUCAAAGAUGAGGGUGUGGACAAAUUCGUUCAACGCAAAGGUUGGAGGCCUGUCUUGAAGUAG